Molecule: messenger RNA, 2611 nt
Organism: Gallus gallus (chicken)
Lineage: Eukaryota; Metazoa; Chordata; Aves; Galliformes; Phasianidae
Gene: CNGA1
Product: cyclic nucleotide gated channel subunit alpha 1
Exons: 8
Coding region: 217-2154 (645 amino acids)
Biological process (GO): monoatomic cation transmembrane transport
Cellular component (GO): plasma membrane; intracellular cyclic nucleotide activated cation channel complex
Molecular function (GO): intracellularly cGMP-activated cation channel activity; cGMP binding; protein-containing complex binding
Source: RefSeq, marked validated
AUCCAUCCCUGGGAAUAAUUCAGGGAACCACACACGGAGCUGGCUCCUUGAGAAAUCAAUUAAUAAGGGAUUUAAGUCUGAUAUUCUGAUAUGUUGAUGAUAUUUAGCUUUUCACGGUGGCUCCACUUAUGUGGUAAGGAAACGUGGCUCAUUUAAAGGACUGGAAUUGCUACAAGAAGCAGCAGAUUACAUCACCAAGCUAAGACAACUUUGACCAUGAAGGUAGGAGUAAUUGAGACCCAUCACUCCCAUCCAAUUAUUCCCAGCGUGGUGGUGCAAGACACCAGUGAGGAUCCUGGACUGAUAGAGAAAGGGGAAAACAGAUUUGCCAGGCAAUGGUAUCUACCUGGUGCAUUUGCACAAUACAAUAUUAACAACAACAGUAAUAAAGAUGAAGAGAAAAAGAAGAAAAAAGAAAAGAAGAGCAAGUCAGAAAAUAAAAAGGAUGGAGAAAGACAAAAGAACAAGGAAAAAAAGGAAAAACACAAAAAUAAAGACAAGAAGAAAGGAAAGGAGGAAGAGAAGAAGAAAGAUAUUUUCAUCAUUGAUCCAGCAGGAAAUAUGUAUUACAACUGGUUGUUCUGCAUCACAAUGCCUGUCAUGUACAACUGGACUAUGAUUAUUGCUAGAGCCUGUUUUGAUGAGCUUCAGAAUGACUACUUAGCUGUAUGGUUUAUUGUUGAUUAUGUUUCUGAUGUCAUCUAUAUUGCUGACAUGUUUGUACGGACAAGAACAGGUUACCUGGAACAAGGUCUUCUAGUGAAAGAAGAACAAAAGCUUAAAGAGAAAUAUAAGAGCUCCCUACAAUUCAAAUUAGAUUUUCUGUCAAUCAUACCAACUGACCUCUUAUACUUUAAGUUAGGACUGAAUUACCCGGAAUUGAGAAUAAACCGACUGCUCCGAGUAGCUCGGAUGUUUGAAUUUUUCCAGCGAACAGAAACAAGAACAAACUACCCAAAUAUCUUCAGAAUCUCUAACCUUGUCAUGUACAUUGUGAUUAUUAUUCACUGGAAUGCCUGUGUGUAUUACUCGAUCUCAAAAGCCAUUGGAUUUGGGGCUGACACGUGGGUGUACCCCAACACCUCCCAUCCUGAGUUUGCCCGUCUGACCAGAAAGUACGUCUAUAGCCUCUACUGGUCCACUCUGACCCUGACUACUAUUGGUGAAACACCUCCUCCUGUACGAGAUUCUGAGUAUUUCUUUGUGGUUGUUGACUUCUUGGUUGGAGUGUUGAUUUUUGCUACCAUCGUUGGUAACGUCGGCUCUAUGAUCUCCAACAUGAAUGCUGCCAGGGCAGAGUUUCAAGCCAAGAUUGAUGCUAUCAAGCAGUACAUGCACUUUCGGAAUGUAAGUAAAGACAUGGAAAAAAGAGUUAUAAAGUGGUUUGACUAUCUCUGGACAAACAAAAAGGCUGUGGAUGAAAGGGAAGUCUUGAAGUAUCUGCCAGACAAACUAAGAGCAGAGAUUGCAAUCAACGUUCACCUGGAAACAUUAAAAAAAGUUCGGAUUUUUGCAGACUGUGAAGCUGGUCUGUUGGUUGAACUUGUUUUGAAACUCCAGCCACAAGUGUACAGUCCUGGAGACUAUAUUUGCAGAAAAGGAGAUAUUGGACGAGAAAUGUACAUUAUCAAAGAAGGCAAACUCGCAGUAGUCGCUGAUGAUGGAGUGACACAAUUUGUGGUCCUAAGUGAUGGCAGCUAUUUUGGAGAAAUCAGCAUUCUUAAUAUCAAAGGUAGCAAAGCUGGCAAUCGAAGAACGGCCAAUAUUAGAAGUAUUGGAUACUCAGACCUGUUCUGUCUGUCUAAAGAUGAUCUCAUGGAGGCUUUAACAGAGUAUCCUGAUGCAAAGGCAAUGCUGGAAGAGAAAGGUAAACAAAUCCUCAUGAAAGAUGGAUUGCUGGAUAUUGAAGUUGCAAAUUUAGGAAGUGAUCCUAAAGACCUGGAAGAGAAGGUUGCUUAUAUGGAAGGAUCAAUGGACAGGUUACAAACAAAGUUUGCCAGGUUGUUAGCUGAGUAUGAUGCUGCACAACAGAAACUGAAAAAAAGACUUACACAGAUCGAGAAAAUAUUGAAGCCAGUUAUGGAGCAAGAAUUCUUAGACUUUGAAGAAGCAGAUCCACCCACAGAUAAACCUGGAGUGACAAAAACAGAAUAAAAACCAAGUGGUUGGCAACGGGACUGAAGGCCCAGUCUUUCAUGGGGCUGCACACAUUCUUCUCCAAUCUUGUAUGACCCAAUGAUUACUUACUUAUGAAAAAUUAUCUGUUGAGGUAUAUCACUGAUUACCUAAAAACAACACAUAUUUGGCAGGUUUAGGAAAGAAAAAGAAGAAUCAAGAAUGAGGAUUGGACAUAAAAUCUUAUCUUACUCUUUAUAUUACACCGUUGUACAUCUAAUGCAUUUUACUUGUGUAUGAGUACUGCAGGUUUUCCUGACUAUUUUAAAAUCAUUUCUUCAUGUCUUCUUAUGGAAAGAUGAAAACAUUUGGUAAUUGUAUUAAUUAUUUGAAGUGAAUAUAGGCAUGAAUCAUUAUAAUAAUUUGUGUAUAAACAAACACAUCUUAAUAUCUGCUGAUUAAAGUACAAUUAAUUAAAUGUGGGAUAUUAUUACAU